AUGGACUUUGCCUUGGAAAAUGCACACCAAUUCUGGAAAGAGCAAGCGCAACUUGAAGCAGGGAAAAAUCGAGAAAGAAGAUUUCAACAAGGUAGAGGACCAUGCAAUAUUUUUAUUCUAGAUACGUCCUCUAAUGUCGGCGAAGAAGGCUUCAUACAAAUGAAAGAGACAUUCUGCGCAAUAAUGAAUGAAUAUGCAAAAUAUCCCAAAACUGAUGAGAAUGUGACUGUUCUGACUUGUGGGAAAACGACAACAUUUAAGCAUUAUUACUCUAAUCAGUACUCUGGAUUGAAGCAUUGUAUCGAUGAUGUUGAAUAUGGCGGACCCUGUCCCCUUACUGCAGCAUUUAUAUUACCAGAGGGGGCAAUUUGUAGAGGCGCAGGCUAUACAAAGGUUAUGGAACAUUUUCAUAUACAUCCCCGUCUCAUUCUAAUUUCUGCUGGGAGACCAAAUGAUUUUACUGUCAUGAAUGACGAUGAAAACCUGCCUAUUUACGGACCCGCUGAG
Molecule: messenger RNA, 507 nt
Organism: Saccostrea cuccullata (small rock oyster)
Lineage: Eukaryota; Metazoa; Mollusca; Bivalvia; Ostreida; Ostreidae
Exons: 5
Source: RefSeq, a predicted model, not a curated record